Nannizzia gypsea CBS 118893 is the source of this 840-nucleotide messenger RNA. RefSeq names its product F-box domain-containing protein. The record is from RefSeq and is a predicted model, not a curated record. Lineage: Eukaryota; Fungi; Ascomycota; Eurotiomycetes; Onygenales; Arthrodermataceae. Bases 1 to 840 code for a protein of 279 amino acids. Gene Ontology annotation, molecular function: protein binding. The transcript is spliced from 3 exons.
AUGGAAGUCGAAAAACAGGAGCGUACACCCGCCUUAGCCAGCCUACCACCAGAGAUUAUAUCCAUGAUAGCAAGCUAUCUCCCACCGGCUGAUGUGGCCUGCAUUGCCCUAUGUAACCAUGCAACUCUUUGCAGGCUUGGUUACAGGGUGUGGGACACAUUGGAUGCGUUUCCCAGUGACCGGAAAGUGUUUCUAAACCGACUGGCGGCUGACCUCCCGCCGUUCUAUUUCUGUCACAUUUGCUCCAUCCUUCAUCCUAGGGACUGCCUUGAUCCUCCUGGGCCAACAUUCUCUUCCAAACGUCCACUUAAUUUUCAUGAGGGCACGGUCAGCUCCCUCCGCCCAUUCCUCGUGCAUCCGCGGUUUCACUCUCUUUAUUCUUUCUACCACUACCAUUUGCAGCUCGCUAUGAAGAGGCACUAUUAUGGACCAGAGCACGGUAUCUCGACGGAUUCUCUGUGCUUUACUGAAGUUCAUAUCGAAAAGGAGACCUCUACCACCUCCUUGUUAUCCGUUGAAGCCCGGGUCUGCUCGGGUCCCUGCCUAUGCCUGCGGAUUCAAACGUGGGCCGCAGUAGAGGCCCGGAGCGUAGACAGGCUCAUUCUCAAUAUCGAUUUUGUAUAUCUCUGUGACAAUGUUAGAAUGGGACGCCAAAACCCAACAAUGCCGUCAUUGGUGGAGGUAAGGGCUCUUGACAGAAACAGGCUGGCACUAGUAACUACUAAAUGGAUAAAUCUUGGAGCCGGUCUUGACCCUGAUGAUAUCCGUUGGAAGAAGAACAGCGAGAGACAGUGUUCCCUCGACUCAGAUGCUGUACUCCUUGUACCACUGGAAGCUUAG